Habropoda laboriosa is the source of this 2129-nucleotide messenger RNA. RefSeq names its product aarF domain-containing protein kinase 4 (gene Coq8). NCBI's taxonomy places the organism in Eukaryota, Metazoa, Arthropoda, Insecta, Hymenoptera, Apidae. The coding region runs from base 60 to 2129 and encodes 689 amino acids. Gene Ontology annotation, cellular component: extrinsic component of mitochondrial inner membrane. The transcript has 11 exons. Gene Ontology annotation, biological process: ubiquinone biosynthetic process. The record is from RefSeq and is a predicted model, not a curated record. Gene Ontology annotation, molecular function: kinase activity.
UUAUUUUAAACAUAAGUUAUAGGCAGUUCAUUACUAUUCAAGUAAAUUGUACUGCAGCAAUGUCUCAACAUCGCAUAUCUGAUGUCAUUGGUAUACUUAGAGGAGUUAAGACAGUAACUGAUGCUCUCAUAAAGCAUCAAGAAGAAUCAAUUAAACAUGUAAUACAGACUUCAAGUUUGAAAACUACUGCAGGGAAAUGUGUAACAGACAGUUUAAGAACAUUUAGAAAUAUAGAACCAAGUAAGGUUCCUGUUCAAGUAACAAAAGAACUUAAAGAAGUGGCAGAACGGAUAAAUGUUGUCGAAAAAGGUAUAAUAGAAUUUAUAAAACUCAAAGCUAAAGAAACCAUAGGAGUGCCAUUAGAUCAAGAUGAACCUAUAAAAUCUAAGAAAACUAAGUUAUAUGUUUAUAAUCCUGCCAAAGAUCCAAAAGAAAUAAUAACAGAAAUGGAUGUUUCAAACAAAAAGUCUGAUCCUGGUAGUAAUGUGCAAGACAAACAAGAUACACCUUUAAAGAAAUAUACAACUGUCAAGGAAAAAAUUGAAACAAUUUCCAAACUAAAACAUGAAAUACCUAAGAUAGAACUUUCUGAGAAGGACAAAGAAAUUUUGAGGAGAUUAGAAUUAGAACAUGAAAAAAAUGUAAAGAACCACAAUAGAAAACAAGAUAAUGUAGCAAAAGCUGAUUCAGAGGAAUUAGUAGGUAAAGUAACAGAAAAUGUAAAAGUAAUUUCAGACAAUCCUCAAAUUAAACCUAAACCAAAACCAACUGUAAGACCAAAACAAACUCUUUCACCUAAUGCAAAAGCACAAAAAGUUCCAGCUACCAGAUUACAGAGAAUGGUAAGCUUUGGAACAUUAGGAAUUGGUCUUGGUGUUGGCACAGUUGCAGAGUAUACACGUAGAACACUUGGAUUAAAAAAACAAGGUUUUGGAGAUACAAUUGAUAGUCUAUUUCUUACCAAAGCAAAUGCAGAAAGAAUAGUUUCAACUUUAUGUAAAGUAAGAGGUGCAGCUUUAAAAAUUGGGCAAAUCUUAAGUAUACAAGAUGAAAGUAUUAUAAGUCCGGAAUUACAAAAGGUUUUUGAGCGAGUUAGGCAAAGUGCUGAUUUUAUGCCAACUUGGCAAGUUGAAAAAGUAUUAGCUAGUGAACUUGGACAUGAUUGGAGAAAUAAAUUAACUACCUUUGAAGAUAAACCAUUUGCUGCAGCUUCCAUUGGUCAAGUACAUCAUGGUACCUUGUUAAAUGGACAAGAUGUUGCAAUUAAAAUUCAAUACCCAGGUGUAGCUAUGGGUAUUCAAAGUGAUGUUGAAAAUUUAGUAGGCAUAAUGAAGGUUUGGAACAUUUUUCCAAAAGGUAUGUUCAUAGAUAACUUGGUAGAAGUUGCAAAACGGGAACUUGCAUGGGAAGUUGAUUACGUUCGAGAAGCAGAAUGCACAAGAAGAUAUAAAAAACUUAUAGAAUCUUAUUCAGAUUAUUAUGUUCCUACUGUAAUAGAUGAGUUAUCAACAAACCAAGUUUUUGCAACUGAAAUGGUAGAAGGAAUUCCAGUAGAUAAAUGUACAAGCAUGGAUAUGGAAACAAGAGAACAUAUUUGUAAAUUGAUAAUGCGUUUGUGUCUUAAAGAAUUAUUUGUUUUUCGAUAUAUGCAAACUGAUCCAAAUUGGUCAAAUUUUUUCUACAAUACGAAUACGAGACAAUUGGUGUUGUUAGAUUUUGGUGCAUGUCGGGAGUAUGAAAAGUUGUUUAUGGAUAAAUACAUUCAAAUAAUUCAUGCUGCAAGUGAAGGCAACCGCGACAAAAUCUUAAAUUUAUCUAGAGAAAUGGGAUUUCUUACAGGAUACGAAUCUAAAAUUAUGGAAGAAGCUCAUGUAGACACAGUAAUGGUUUUAGGUCAAGUAUUUGAUAAAAAUCAUAAAUAUUACGAUUUUGGUGGACAGGAUGUAACUAAACGGAUUCAGUCACUAGUGCCAACAAUAUUAGAUCACAGACUUUGUCCUCCGCCUGAAGAAAUAUACAGUCUACAUAGAAAAUUAUCAGGAGUUUUCUUACUAUGUGCUAAGCUUCAGGUUAAAAUAAAUUGCCGCGAUAUGUUUUACGAAAUAUAUGCAAAUUAUAAAUUUGAAUAA